Closterium sp. Naga37s-1 is the source of this 7776-nucleotide messenger RNA. The record is from the annotation of a GenBank genome assembly. Lineage: Eukaryota; Viridiplantae; Streptophyta; Zygnematophyceae; Desmidiales; Closteriaceae.
AUGAUGCUUCCAGCAAGCCAGAUCCUGGUGCCGCUGCUGCUGCAAGAUUUCGACAUCAACUGGAAGCCGUCGAGUCCGCCGAGCAAGCGCGCGAGGCUGCGCGAGUUCAAGCACUGCAUUCCCCACGAUGGGCACGAGUGGCUCAAGUACGGCCAGAAGGACAUCUCAGGCAGCCGCUUCUCACGGCAUUAUUUCCGCUGCAGCCACUCCGACAACGGGCGCCGCUGCCCUGCGCGCCGAGUGGUAGACGUGCACACGCAGUUCGGCCAGCCUGGCGCCUCUGACGUCGCGCCACGUAUCACUCACUCCGGCAAGCACAACCACGCGCAGCCUGCCUCUCGCACCCCCUCCGCGAACGAGUCUCUGUUAAUGAAUCCCAUAUUCCCUACAGAGCGCGCCAAUCUCUCUGCUACUGCUAGUAGUAUGCAGAAGCAGCUUGCAAUCACAGGUCACAUGUUCCCGCUCCCGCGUGCACAGCUGCAGCAGCUUCCAUGCUCUGAGAAGAGGCAGCACCAUGCGACCACACUCCACCUGUCUCUGAUUCGCAGUGGCUUGGCGAAGGAAGAUGGCGAGAGGUGUGACAACUCGUGCCCGCUCACACCCACCACGCCCAGCUCGCCACCGCCGCUGUCCCCGCCACUGUCCGCCCCACUGUCUCCGCAGCUGUCCCCAACGCCUUCCACGCCGGUUUCCCCGCGGACUCCCGUUUCGCUCGGGACGGCAUCAUCCAGCAGUUUCAUCCCGCCAUCACCAGGAGCAGCUGCGGAGGAGGCCGAGCGGGAAGCGGGAGAGCUGCACACGGGCUUGGCGAAGGCGACUCCUGCGACGGCAUCGGAUGCGAUCUCCACCAAAGGCGACGUGAAACCAGAAGAACCACAAACGGUCGUUCAGGCGACUCAGGCGACCGCGACAGAACAGUCGACUCAGGCAAAUGCUGCGUCGAAUGGGGGUGCUGGCGGAGGAGGAGGGGGAGGGAAGAAGAAGAACAAGAAAAAGGCAUCCUCUGAAUCCGUCGGGGUGCAAGCUCCCGUAGCUGCCACACCACAAGCCUCAGCAGAUGCUGAUUCGUCAGCCUCAGCUGCGUCUCAGCCCAAGGAGGGAGGGGAAGUCAUGCUGGCAGCUGCAGCAGCAGUAGUCGCUGCGGCUGCCGUCUCUGUUGCUCCCGCAUCAGUCCCUGAGCCUUCACCAGAGCCUGCACCAGCAGCCCCCGAACCUGCACCUGAAGCACCUGAACCUGCACCAGCAGCCCCUGAGCCUGCACCUGCACCAGCAGCCCCUGAGCCUGCUCCUAAAGCACCUGAGCCUGUGCCUGCAGCCCCUGAACCUGCUCCAGAGGCCACACCGGUAUCAUCUGAGCCUGCGCCAGUAGCACCUGAACCAACGCCUGCUGCACCUAUAACAGCGCCUACACCUAUUUUUGAACCAGCAGCCGUUGAGGCGGCACCGCCUGUAGUGGAAGAGAAUCAACCAGAAUCAGAGGCCAAGGUUGCAGUCACAACAAGCAACAGUGGUGCAGAAGAUACAAGGGAAGGGGCUGGUGGUGGUGCAGAGAAGCAGGGUUCUGCUGGCACGGCUGCACCUGUGGCUGCCGCUGCUGGGUCAUCGUCAUCUGUGGGGGUUGAAGAAGAAACGAAGGCUGUGGUAUCAGAAUCGCGGUCGAGCUCAGGAAGUGAGGCUGAGAAGCCAGUAGAGGAGAAGGAUCGGAACGGUGUGCAGGCAGAGAAACCUGUCGCCUCCCCCCAGGAGCCGAUUGAGAUCAUUGAGCCCCAGCCGCUGCCAAAUUGCUCUGCACUUAUCUGCUGGAUCUUUGGCUGGACUGUUCACCCGGGUCCUUGUUUUUCCUCUCAAAACGCACUACGUGUUCUCCCCUCCACCUCCCGCCCUUCCGUAUCUCCCUUCCUCUGCGUCCUCUUCAACUCUCUCCCUCCAUCGUUUUUUCACUUCCAGCAGUCUUGUCUCUUCUAUCUCCCCAUCCCUUACCUACCUCCCGUCCCCUCAGUCCCUUAUUCCCUCCCUCCUUCCCGCCUCCCGGGUCCGGCCUCCCACAUCUUGUUCUCUUCGUCCUUUGAUCUCUCCUCCUACCCUUUCUCCUUCCGUCUCGUGAUCCCGCCCAACCCUUUUUCCCUCCGUCCCCUGACCCUUCCCGCUUCCUGCUCCUCACCUCUCCCCUGCUCCUCACCUCUCCCCUGCUCCUCACCUCUCCCCUGCUCCUCACCUCUCCCCUGCUCCUCACCUCUCCCCUGCUCCUCACCUCUCCCCUGCUCCUCACCUCUCCCCUGCUCCUCACCUCUCCCCUGCUCCUCACCUCUCUCCUGCUCCUCACCUCUCCCCUGCUCCUCACCUCUCCCCUGCUCCUCACCUCUCCCCUGCUCCUCACCUCUCCCCUGCUCCUCACCUCUCCCCUGCUCCUCACCUCUCCCCUGCUCCUCACCUCUCCCCUGCUCCUCACCCCUCCCCCACCCCUCCCUCCCUCCCCCACGCAGUGGCUGCCCGAUUCUUUCUCUCGAUCUGAUCGAACAUUUCCUCCAGUCCACCAAUAGCUGGCUGCAGCAGGAUUUUGACCUGCCCGGCCGCAAGUCAAAGCAGGAGAAAAAGCUUUUGGAGGAGGCUGAUGGGGGAACACCAGCAAAGCAGCAGCAGCAAUUAGGGUUGGGUUCAGCGGGUGGCAACGGGCGGCGGAAAAACAUUGUCCUCUUGCACUGCGAGCGUGGCGGGUGGCCUCUCUUGGCGUUUAUGAUCGCCUCGUUCUUAGUCUUCCACAAGGAAUGGAAUGGCGAGGAGGAGCGGGAUCUCUUACUGGGCAUCUACAAAGCGGCUCCUAGGGGUUUCCUGCAGCUGCAUUACCCCUUAAACCCUGUCCCCUCCCAGGCGAGAUAUCUACAGUACAUAGCCCACUGCGUCAGCUCUUUACCCCACGGGUUUAUUGAGAGGGAAAGCAAGGACAAGAAGGGGAAGGGGAAGGGAAAAGCGGGGGCGGAGGAGGAGGGCAGCGAGUGGGGGAGCCAGGUGCUGGUACCGUCUUCUAGAGAGGGGUGUCUGGGAGCGAGCAGCAGCCGGAUGGUGACUCUAGACUGCCUGCUGGAGAACAGCAGGUUUGGCCGUGAUCCAGGAACCGAUCCAAGCCUGCUGUUUUCCCGUUCUACCCUUUCCUUCCAACCAGAGGGAAGCGGAGGUGGUGAAGAUGGACGUCAUGGCGGUGGUGCAGGGCGACGUGGUGAUGGAGUGCUUGCAUGUAGUUUGACUCACACCCCCCUCUUUCCCACACGUUACCCCUCCUUUCCCCUUCUCUCCACCUUUCUCCGUGGUGAUGGAGUGCGUGCAUGUGGACAGCUUGACUCACACGCCCCUUCCUUUCCGAACCUCCUUUCCCGUGCCGUCCUUUCCCGUUCUCUCCCACACCCCAACAACCAGAGAGAGGCGGAGGUGGUGAAGAUGGAUGUGAUGGCGGUGGUGCAGGGGGACGUGGUGAUGGAGUGCGUGCAUGUGGACAUGGAGGGGGCGGGCAGCGAGCAGAUGGUGUGGCGAGUGGCGUUCAACACGGCCCACGUGCGAUCCAACAUGCUCGUGCUCUCCCGAGACGACCUCGAUAUCCUCUGGCACACACGGGAGCGGUUUACGCAGGACUUCAGAGUGGAGAUCCUUCUGACAGACCGGGAGUCCAAGGUGCCGCCUCCCCCUGCCGCCACCUCUCUGGCUGCAGACGACUUCGGCGGACUGCCCCUCGAUUCCUUUCUCAAGCUCAAGGAGGCCUUCGAGGAUUCCAAUUGGUCGCAGGACGACAGCUCGCGCGCCCUAGAAGAGAUUCGCCACACCAUCUACUCCGCAGCCAGCACCAAGAGGAGAAACCGCCGCAGCGGAGGGUUGCGGGUUCGAACCCGGGUGCCGGCAGGUGGGAAGUGGGGCCCGGGAGGGGCGGGGUUUGCAGGGGAUAUGCUGGAUGAUAGCGAUUAUGCAUCGGAUUUGGACUCGGCUGAUACUUCUCCGACGUUUUCGAGCAUGUUGCAUUCGAGGGAUGGGAGCCCGUCGCCGUCUCGGCCGUUUGGGAGUGGUUUAGGGUUUGGGAUGUUUGGGUUUCCGGGCGGGAAGGCGCGGAGGAAGAUUGGGUCGGAGAUGGUGUUGCCGCCUGGGUUGUUGUUUGCGGAGCAGACUUAUACGGAGGAGGAGGGGUUGACCAGGAGAGAGAAGGCGAGUGCCGGUGAUUUGAAGAUGCUUUGGUUGGAUUUGGCGAAUGGUCCUUCGCUGUAUUGGAAUGAGUGGGAUCCGGAGCUGAAUCCUGUUCUGGGGAAGCUUUUAAGGAGGAUGUCGAAGCGGGUGCCGGGGUUUAAGUUGCCCGAGAUGGGGUUGCUGGGGCAGAAGGGGCUGGAGAAGGGGGAGGAGGAGAAGAAGGAAGAGGAGGAGGAAAAGAAGGAAGAGAAGGAGGAGGAGAAGGAAGAGGAGAAGAAAGAGGAGAAAAAGGAAGAGAAGGAGGAGGAGAAGAAGGAGGAGGAGAAGGAAGAGGAGGAUGAAGAGGAAAAGGCUGCGGCCGCAGCUGCUGCUGCUGCUGAGGCUGCAGCAGAACGGAAGAAACAGGAGAAGCUGCGGAAGGCAGAAGAGAGGCGGAUGGAGGCUGAGAGGAGGAGGUUAGAGGAAGAGGAGGAGGAGAGGAGGGAGGAGGAGAGGUGGAGGGAGGAGCAGAGGAGGAGGCAGGAGGAGAGGGCAGCUAGAAAGGCAGCAUUAGCUGCAAAAAUGGCUGAGCCAGAUCCGCCCAGUCCCAAAGUAGCCCCCCCUCCCCCGCCUCCUCCCCCAGGAGGGGGACCUCCUCCGCCUCCUCCGCCUCCUCCGCCUCCCCCUCCCCCACCCCCUCCCCCAGGCGGAGGCGCUCCUCCCCCUCCCCCUCCACCCCCUCCCCCACCCCCUCCCCCAGGUGGGGGUCCUCCCCCGCCCCCUCCUCCACCUCCUCCCCCACCCCCUCCCCCAGGGGGGGGCCCUCCCCCUCCUCCCCCUCCUCCCCUUCCCGCAGGGGGCCGGGCCCCCCCGCCUCCUCCGCCUCCUCCCCCACCUACCCCGGGUGGGGGCCCUCCCCCGCCUCCUCCCCCACCUCCUCCCCCAGGUGGGGGACCUCCCCCUCCCCCUCCCCCUCCCCUUCCCCCGGGCAGGGGCCCUCCCCCACCUCCGCCCCCACCUCCUCCCCCAGGCGGGGGCCCUCCCCCACCUCCCCCCCCACCUCCUCCCCCAGGUGGGGGACCUCCCCCACCUCCUCCCCCACCCCCCCCCCCCAGGCGGGGGCCCUCCCCCGCCUCCCCCUCCCCCCUGGCGGGCCCAGAGGACCUCCCCCUCCCCCUCCCCCUCCUGGCGGACCCAGAGGGCGGACCACCUCCCCCUCCCCCGCCCCCAGGGGGAAAAGGCCCUCCAGGCCCCCCCCCUCCCCCAGGGUUUAAGGGGCCCCCCCCUCCCCCAGGGUUUAAGGGCCCCCCCCCUCCCCCCGGGUUCAAGGGGCCGCCCCCUCCCCCCGGGUUCAAGGGGAAGGGUCCCCCGGGGCCCCCUCCCCCCGGGGGGUUCAAGGGGGGGUUUGCAGCUGCUGCACCCCCCCCCAAGAAGAAGACCCCCCUGAAGGCGUUUUUCUGGGGGAAGGUGACGCGAGUGGUGGAGGGGAACAUGUGGGCGGAGGUGCAGAAGGAAGAGCAGGUCGCUGCUACCCCCAAGUGCAAGGUGACGCGAGUGGUGGAGGGGAACAUGUGGGCGGAGGUGCAGAAGGAGGAACAGGUGGCUGCUACCCCCAAUUCAGCUCUGGCACCUUGUUCCGCCCUCUGUGCUCAUCAACCCACCCAUUCCCUGCGUCUGGGCGGUUUCAUUUCGAUCCCUCCUCCCCCCAAGAAGAAAGACACGGGGCUCAAGAAGGAGGCCAAGCCGCAAGCACUCACUCUUAUUGAUAUGAAGCGAGCCAACAAUUGUCAGAUUAUGCUUUCCAACAUGAAGCACCUCAAGUACUCUGAGAUUGUGGACGCCAUUCUAUCGCUGGACAGCAAGGUGCUGGACGGGGAGAAGGUGGACGCUCUGCUCAAGUUCUGCCCCGCCAAGGAAGAAGCGGAGAUGCUGAAGGGCUGUGGCAUGCCCCCGGAGAAGCUGGGCAAGUGCGAGCAAUUCUUUCUGGAGAUGUUGCGAGCGCCGCGUAUCGAAGCCAAGCUGAAGAUCUUUGAGUUCAAGCUGUCGUACGACCAGCAGGUCAAGGAUGUGCAACGCAAUCUGGAUCUCGUCCACAAUGCUUGCAAGGAGGUGCGCGAUUCCAAGAGGCUGAGGCGCAUAAUGCAGACCAUUCUGUCGCUGGGGAAUGCCCUCAACCAGGGCACUGCCAGGGGCUCUGCCGUGGGGUUCAAGCUGGACAGUCUGCUGAAGCUCACCGACACCAAGACGCGCAACAACAAGAUGACUCUCAUGCACUAUCUGGCGAAGGUGCUCACGGAGAAGCUUCCCGAGCUCGCCUUGUUCUGGGAGGAGCUGCCGUCCCUUGAAGAUGCCCACAAGAUCCAAGUGAAGCAGCUGGGAGAGGAAAUGAGCCAGCUCAACAGCGGCACCACCAAGCUGGAGCGCGAAAUGGUGGCAUCAGAGAAGGACGGGCCUGUGUCUGAGAACUUCCGAGCGGCUCUGAAAGAGUUUGCAGAGGAAGCCACGUCAGGAGCCAAGAGGCUGGCUGCACUUUAUGCUGAUGUGUCCAAGGCAACAGAUGGGCUCUCGAGAUACUUUGGAGAAGACCCAGCCAAGUGCCCCUUCGAACAAGUUGCUACCGUGCUUCACAAUUUCGUGCAGUCGUUCAAAAAGUCUCAAGACGAGAACAUAAAGAACGCGGAAGCGGAGAUAAAGCGGAUCGAGAAGGAGAAGAAAAAAGAGAUUGAGGACAAAAAGAAGAAGGAAUUGGAGGAGAAAAAAGCGGCUGAGAAGGCGGCGAAAGCAGCCAAGGAGAAAGCAGCACAGGAGGCGAAAGAAGCAAAGGAGAAGGAAGGGGGAGGGGGAGGAGGGGAGGAGGGAGGGGAAGGGGGGAAGGAUGGGAAGAAGGAUGGGGAGAAGGAUGGGGAGAAGGAAGGAGAAGGGAAGAAGGAGGAGGGGAAAAAGGGGCCUGUUAACAUGCUGGCUGCCAUUAAGAAGCGCCAGGUGGCGAAUGAUAAUGAUGAUGAUGAGGAUGAGGAUGAGAAGAAGGACGAGAAGAAGGAGGAGAAGAAGGAUGAAAAAAAGGACGGUGGAGAUGCAAAGAAGGAUGAGAAAAAGGACGGUGGAGAUGCAAAGAAGGAUGAAAAGAAGAGUGGUGAGGGGAAGGAGGGAGCGAAGGAGGGAGGGAAGGAGGAGGCAGGGAAGGAAUCGGAGGUGAGUGAGGUGGAAUCAAGUAGUGAUGACGACGAUAGUGACAGUGAGGAGGACGAGGAGGAGGGGACAGGAGACAAGCCAGCAGAAGGGGCAGCAGCAGCAGCAGCAGGGGUAGCGGCAGCAGGUGGUGCAAAGGAGGGCGAAGCAGCAGCAGCGGGGGCGGCAGCAGGGGAGGAAGGAGCGAAGGAGGGUGGAAAGAAGAAAGUGGUAAAGAAAGUGGUGAAGAAAGUAGUUAAGAAAAAGAAAGCUGCGGAAGGGGAGGGGGCGGCUGAAGGGGAGGUGGGUGAGGGGAAGAAAAAGAAAAUAGUGAAGAAAAAAGUGGUGAAGAAAAAGGAUGGGGCUGCAGGGGAGGGCGCGGAUGGGGCAGAGGGAGGUGGGGAGAAGAAGACUGUUAAGAAGAAAGUUGUCAAGAAAAAGACAGCAGCAGAUGCGACUGCUUGA